AGUUCAGGUUAGUUACAUUUUCUACAAUCUACGCGUAUUGGCAAAUUAUUUUUCGCUUCAUAUGAUACUUUAAAAGGAAUUGAUAUAUCUAAUUAAUCUAAAAGAUCUUGAAAUAGUCUUCUUUUCGUUUUUGGCCAUUUGUGGUUUAGUUCUUAGUAUGUGUUGUCUGUUAUCCACACAUAACCAGCCAACUGGUGGCCGAAACUGAUACUUGGCCUUCAUAGUUUGAAAUUCUCAGUUAUCAAGAUUUGCUUUAGGCGUGUUUAGUUUGUCUUAGUAUUCAAACGUAUGCAUCGCAAGUGUUAACAAAGUUCCUAAUCUAUGAACUUGGCUCGAAAAUUGUAGAACACUGGUUUGUUAACCAAAUUUAAGAAUAAUUGCCAGUAAAACAGAAGUGGUCAAUUCAAUACUCUCCUCUCACUUAGUUAUCACUGGACUGGAUAACUAGGUUCUAGUAUUUUCAGUAUUUCUGUUUUGCUAGGCUACAAUUUCCCCAAUAAAAUCUUCCUGACAGGUGGUCCUUGUUAUUUUGUUUUAUUAUCAUCUUCAAAUGCUUUACUCACCAGAGAAAAGCUGCUUCUUGAUUUUAUCUAUACUGUAUCAUAUACACAUACUUCUCUGCUCCUAGGCCCUUCCAUUAUUAGAUGGUAUAUUUGUGUACAUAUAUUCUGCAUGCCCUUUGUUGAUACCGCUUGUUUUUUAAUCUUUCUUGGUGUUUUCGCUUUGUUUGCUCAGUUAGUUAUUUUGUUCGGUUAGGCCUGUUCUGAGUUUUGAGUUUAGGAUAAAGGUUGGAUCUUGUUUUAAGGUUCUCAACCUUUUUCGUGUUGUUUUCGAUGUCUCCAACAAAUUUUCCUCUGAGGUGGGAAACUACAGGACAUCAGUGGUGGUAUGCAUCUCCCAUUGAUUGGGCAGCUGCAAAUGGGCAUUAUGAAUUGGUUAGGGAGCUUCUGUAUGAUGACCCUAACCUCCUCUUUAAACUCACCUCUCUUCGGAGAAUUCACCGUCUUGAAACCAUGUGGGAUGAUGAACUGGAGUUUGAUGAUGUUGCCAAAAAUAGGUCCCGGGUUGCUCAGAAACUGCUUCUGGAAUGUGAAAACCGGAGAAGUACUUUGAUUGGAUCUGGAUAUGGAGGUUGGCUUCUCUACACUGCUGCCUCAGCUGGGGAUCUCGAUUUUGUUAAAAAAAUGUUGGAGAAGGACCCGCUGAUCGUAUUCGGGGAAGGAGAGUAUGGCGUCACUGAUAUUUUUUAUGCUGCAGCCAGGAGUAAGAGUUCUGAGGUUUUCAGGUUACUGAUUGAGUUCUCUGGCUUUUGGGGACCUCUCAAGGAUGAUGGAGGAAAAAAAGAGAGGAAAAAGACGGAGGUUUCUUCUGUUUUCAAGUCUGAGAUGACAAACAGGGUAGUUCAUGCUGCAGCAAGAGGAGGGAAUUUGGAGAUUUUAAAGGAAUUUCUCAAGGACUGUUCGGAUAUUCUGGUUUAUAGAGAUUCUCAGGAUUCAACAUUGUUGCAUACAGCCUCCGGUAGGGGGCAAAUCGAGAUAGUCAAGUACUUGAUUUCAUCGUAUGACAUCAUCAGCUCGAAAGAUAAACAUGGAAACACAGCUCUGCAUGUGGCUGCUUACAGGGGUUACUUGGCUGUGAUAGAGGUUUUAAUUUCUACGUUUCCAUCAUCAGCCUCUGCAACAAACAAUUAUGGAGACACUUUGCUUCAUAUGGCUGUAGCUAGUUUUCGUACUCCAGGCUUCAGGAGACAGGACAGACAAAUAGAUUUCAUGAAGCAGUUGGUGCAUGGAAACAUAGUGAAUAUGCAAAAAUUUAUUAAUGUCCAGAAUAAUGAAGGAAAAACAGCACUUCACAUGGCUAUAACCGAGAACAUCCACACAGAUCUGGUGGAACUUCUGAUGAAAAUCCCGGAGAUCAGUUUCAAUGUCCGUGAUGCUGGUGGAAGGACUCCGUUAGAUCUCAUCAGGCAACAACAGCAAUUACCAUCUUCUGAAACUUUGAGAAAGUACCUGUAUUCAGGAAGGAUCUCAAAAUUUGAAGAUUAUAUGAUAAGAAGAAUGCUGGUCUCUCACAUCAAAAUGCAUAGUAUUAGAGGCAGCCCGGGGAGUUCUUUCAGAGUUGUUGAUGCAGAAAUAAUGCAUCUCAGAGAUGCUGAGAAUGCGGGUGCCACCAAGUGUGGUCAUAUCGAAGAUGCUUCAGAUGUUCUGAUCACUCGCCAUGACUCCAUCAAAAAUCCAAAGUUAUUGGACAGCAAGAGGUUUGGUUCAGUAAAUCAAGCUGCAAAACGGCUUAAGGUACUUCUCCAAUGGCCAAUGAGAAAGAAUAAAAACGUCGAUGACAGUAUAAGCUUGGAUGAGGACACUGAUUCUUUACAAUCAUACGACGCUAACAAAGCAUUUAAAUACAAUUCCCAGAUCUCUCUCCGACAAAGGUUCUCAAAACAAUCAUCCCUUCCAAACAAUAAGAGAGUUAUGGUUCCUUGGCUGGGAGAUUUUCCUAAUGCAUCCACCAAAACUAAGUUCAACCAAGGCCUCGGACAGGGUGUGCUUAAGAUGACACCGCAGUUUGAUGCUGAAUCGCCUUCAAGUCCUUCUUCAGAAUCAUCCGAGUCCUCUCAUAAUUCAACUUUCGCGCAGAAGGGAGGUGACAUUGUACAUGAAACUAUCGGACCUUCUUCCUCAAGUGUCUCAGUUUUGUAGACAAAAUUCACAAAUGAAUCCCAACCAUGUUCAGUUUUCCUAUAUCCAUAUCCUUCUUCACUGCAAAAUGAUAAUUUAUGAAUCAUUCAAUCUUACACAUUAA
Molecule: messenger RNA, 2802 nt
Organism: Daucus carota subsp. sativus
Lineage: Eukaryota; Viridiplantae; Streptophyta; Magnoliopsida; Apiales; Apiaceae
Exons: 2
Coding region: 834-2699 (621 amino acids)
Molecular function (GO): protein binding
Source: RefSeq, a predicted model, not a curated record